Molecule: messenger RNA, 825 nt
Organism: Pseudomassariella vexata
Lineage: Eukaryota; Fungi; Ascomycota; Sordariomycetes; Amphisphaeriales; Pseudomassariaceae
Product: family 75 glycoside hydrolase
Exons: 3
Coding region: 1-825 (274 amino acids)
Molecular function (GO): chitosanase activity
Source: RefSeq, a predicted model, not a curated record
AUGGCCUGGUUAAUUGCCUUCGCCUCUGCCAGAGACAUUCCACCCAACGUGCAGCAUUUCUAUGACAGAGUCAGGAGCCAGAUUGAAUGCCACCGUCCACUAGCCUCGGGAUACUCCAGCUAUCUGAGCUCUCCUAAGACAUGGUCCUACUGCGGCGAGUACCACGACGACUGGCAUAUUGUAUAUAUCAGCGGCCGAGAGGGUCUUCUUGCCAACAUGGACCUCACUUGCGCUGGAGUUCCUGGAGGCGUCGCGGACACGGGAGCCUGUGCCGAUGGAUUUGAGCCCGAAACCGAUGGACCAACUGCUUUCAGGGAUCUGGUCCGCGAAGAGCACCCCAACUUGGCCGACUUGAACCCAUACGUCCAUCCUUACGUUGUCUUCGGCAACAAAGGUAGCUUUUCAGGCCAACCUGCCUUCGAGCCUCAAGAUUAUGGAAUUGUGCCAUUGAGUCUGAUUGCCAUUGUGUGCAACAGUCAGCUGAUCUACGGCUUCUGGGGUGACUACAACUCGGACAACCGCGUCGGCAGUGCAGCUGUGAGCGUCGGGACUCUUUGCUACGGCGAUGGCAACUUCGAUUAUGCCCAUGGCUUCCACGACGUUUUGUACAUUGCCUUCGAGGGCACGCAGGCAAAGCUUGGCCAACUCGAUGCCAACUGGACUGCGGAGACUCCACGAGAGUUUGAGCAGAGUAUUAAUCCGCUCGGCAAUAGGCUCAUCAACCGAAUUCUCAUUGAUGCAGCAGCCAAACCUUCUGCAAUGGUUUAUGCUUCAAUUGUCAUGGUUGUUGUCGCUCAUGUUGUCGUCUGGCUGGGCCUGACUUGA